Helianthus annuus (common sunflower) is the source of this 777-nucleotide messenger RNA. Its product is annotated as AP-3 complex subunit sigma. The transcript has 7 exons. The record is from RefSeq and is a predicted model, not a curated record. Lineage: Eukaryota; Viridiplantae; Streptophyta; Magnoliopsida; Asterales; Asteraceae. Gene Ontology annotation, biological process: vesicle-mediated transport; intracellular protein transport. The coding region runs from base 130 to 627 and encodes 165 amino acids. Gene Ontology annotation, cellular component: membrane coat; intracellular membrane-bounded organelle.
CCUACAAAAUAUACACAACACAUUAAUUAAGAUCAAGCAUAACAGUCCUUUUCCGUUAACUUCCCCUUCCAAACAAACCUCGAGUCCACAACACAAAUAUCUCACCGGAAAGUGACGUAAUCACCGGCGAUGAUACGAGCGGUUAUUGUAAUCAACGAUCAAGGCAAGCCUCGCCUUGUCAAAUUCUACGAGUAUCAGCCGGUGGAGAAACAACAGGAAAUCAUUCGGAACAUAUACGGAGUUCUAUGCAGUCGAGCUGAGAAUGUGAGCAACUUUGUUCAGGAUUCAACUUUUGGACCGGAUACCCGACUUGUAUACAAGACCUUUGCUACACUAUACUUCAUUGUCAUAUUUGAUGAGUCUGAAAACGAACUUGCUAUACUAGAUCUUAUGCAAGUAUUUGUGGAGACGUUGGACAAGUGUUUCAGUAAUGUGUGUGAGCUCGAUAUUGUUUUCAAUUUCAACAAGGUACAUACCAUACUUGAUGAGAUUAUUUUGGGUGGUCAAGUUGUGGAAAUGAGUUCUUCUGAGGUUGUCAAAUCAAUCGAAGACAUUUCUUGGCUGGAGAAGAACCCGAAUUCUAUCACAAGAGUUUCAAAAUCCAUAUCCAGUUGGCAGGGACGCUAAAUAGACCGAGUGUAACAUGUAUCAUUACAUCGUUUGAAUCGGAUAUUGUCCCAUUUAAUGUAGCGAUAGAUAUGGACUAGUGUGUUUAUUUCCGGACAUUAUUAUUUAUUCGAGUAUUGUGUUACCAUAUAACACACGAAAUUAAAGAAA